UUUUGACUGAAGCGUUCUUCUGCAAUGGUAGAAUUUUGAUUGAAGAGUAUUUUUUUUUGAACGGUAACAUUUUGAAUGGAGCGUUCUCUUUCACCGGUAACAUUUUGACCGAGCGUUAAGUUGAUAGUAUAAUUUUGACUGGAGCGUUUUACUGUAACCGUAGAAUUUUUUAUUGUUCUUCUGCAACGGUAGAAUUUGACUGGAGAGCGUUCUCGUCCAACGGUAUAAAAUUGACUGGAGCGUUUGUUGGGAAGAAAUUUCCCUCUUCUCUCAUCCAUUUCCCACUUUCUUUCACUUCAACACUCUCCCUGGAAGCUUUCUAAAAAAGCCAUUGGAAACCUAGUUACUUUUCUUCUUCGUCAUGAAAGCCAUCCAAAACCUACUUCAGUUACUCGGUUUCUUGCCAUCGGCGUAUCGCCCCUUCCACCUCCACUCCUUAUUUCUCCCUCAACGAGCUCUCUUAACUCUCAAGAGAAGCUCUUCGACAUCUCCGCCUAAAUCCAACGCUGAGGUUUUAGCCAGAGGUGUUGAUUGUGAUAUAGUGCUGCUUUCAGUAGAGAGUAAGGAAUAUUGGAAAGGAGCCAAACCACUUCGCUUGGGACACUUGCAACGACUUCAGUUUUUUGAGCUGUUUCUGUUGUGGGACAUCCUUACUGAGGACCAUUUCAGUGACAAAGGGUUAUCAUGUAUAGAGGUUUACAGAUCUGAGGAUGCUCAACAUAUUGGCUAUGUAAUACCAACUAUGGUUGUAUCUUAUUUUCUGAAUGACUAUGAGAGGAAUGGGAAGUGUACAGGUACCGUGCAAUUAUUUAAGAACUUGGAUAUUGGUUUCCUUGACAUUGGAGAUGUAUCUUGGCAUUCUACUGAUCAUGAAGUUGCUUUCAUGACUCUCAUGGCUGCCUUUCAUAUAUGAUGGCUGAAGUAAGGAUCUAGCUUUGUAAUAUUUCAGGUACUGUCUUUACAUUGCAUGUCAUAUCCCUAUUUUCUUGAUAACGGUGUUGGCAAUUGUAUUCUGUUUUUCAGUUGUUCAAUUUGAGCAGCAUUCUUACAGUGUUCUU
Messenger RNA from Durio zibethinus, 1058 nucleotides. Lineage: Eukaryota; Viridiplantae; Streptophyta; Magnoliopsida; Malvales; Malvaceae. The record is from RefSeq and is a predicted model, not a curated record.